AUGAAUGUGGGUGAAGUGAUCUACACACUGGUGGAGGUGCUCAUUGCUGUCAGCUGCUGCUUGGGUAAUUUGUUGGUUAUUCUGGCUCUGCGGACCAGUAAGAGCAUUCAACGGCCUACCUUCUGCCUGAUUGUCUCUCUGGCUGUUGCUGACUUUAUGGUUGGCUGUGUAGCCAUACCGUUGGCUGUGCUGGUGGACGGACGAGUGAAGACUUCAUUUCAUGGCUGUCUCUUCAUCAGCUGCAUGGUCAUCCUGUUGACCUUAGUCUCAAUUUUGUGUCUGGUGGCUAUUGCAGUGGACCGUUACCUCCGGGUGUAUGUCCCUCUCAGGUACAAAAAGACUGUGACACGGAGACAUUCAUGGCUUGCGGUAGCAGCAUGUUGGUUUGUUGCAAUACCACUAAGCUUUGCUCCCAUGCUUGGAUGGUACAACGAUGAAGCCUUGUCUAAUUCAGUCAACUCUACCAUCAUCUGCCAGUUCAUAACUGUGAUCCCCAUGUCAUACCUGGUGUACUUCAGCUUUUUUCUCUACAAUUUGACCCCUCUGAUGGUGAUGAUUGUAUUAUAUGGCUUUGUAUUCUGUACCAUACGAGGGAACCUUAGAGAGAAACCAGGUAGCGGUGCCCAGAAACAAUCUCUGAACUACCUAAGGAAAGAGAAGCAGCUGGCAGGAUCUCUGUCCCUGGUAUUGGCCCUUUUUGCACUGUGCUGGCUCCCUCUCCACAUAAUGAACUGCAUUGUUUACUUUAAUGGGCCGAAUUAUGUACCAGAGAUAGCAUUCUAUGUGGGCAUCCUGCUUUCUCAUGCUAACUCAGCUGUAAACCCAGUUGUGUAUGCGUUCAAAAUACAGAAGAUCAGGGCUGCAUACCUGAAGCUCUGGAGACGGUAUAUCGCAUGGGGAGAAGAAAAUCAAGCAUCUCACACAAGCCAGAUGACAGACAACAAUCCCAGCAGUACCAUUAACAGUGUGGCCAAAAAUGAAUGACAGCAGAUUUGACUCAUGAUUAAACAGCCACAUUGCA
This is a messenger RNA of Seriola dumerili (greater amberjack), 1021 nucleotides long. Its product is annotated as adenosine receptor A1-like. Gene Ontology annotation, molecular function: G protein-coupled adenosine receptor activity. The record is from RefSeq and is a predicted model, not a curated record. Gene Ontology annotation, cellular component: dendrite; membrane; synapse. The coding region runs from base 1 to 984 and encodes 327 amino acids. Lineage: Eukaryota; Metazoa; Chordata; Actinopteri; Carangiformes; Carangidae. The transcript is spliced from 2 exons. Gene Ontology annotation, biological process: G protein-coupled adenosine receptor signaling pathway.